Molecule: messenger RNA, 2367 nt
Organism: Vicia faba (fava bean)
Lineage: Eukaryota; Viridiplantae; Streptophyta; Magnoliopsida; Fabales; Fabaceae
Source: the annotation of a GenBank genome assembly
AUGGCAACACUUCAAACUUCUCUUCUCUUCAAACCCCCCUUCCCAUUCCUCAUUCCCAACCACUCCACUCGUAAACCUCACCGCCACUUCUCCUUCAACCCCACGCGCUUCCGCACGCGCCUCCCUUCCCCUCUCCUCUGCACACUUCAACCCGACGCAACUACUCCCUACUCCGAUCCUAACCCUAACCCUAGCCCUAACCCAACCCUACCCGAACCAAAGCCUGAUUCCGCUGACGUCGAGCUUAUAAAUUCAACGGAAAACGAUUUGAAUUCUAAUUCAAAUGAAUCGCGAUUCGAGAGUGGUGAUGGCGAGGCUUUCGAGGGUUUGGAAAGUGAAAAGAAGGUUUCGAGAUUGCCGAUACUGGCGUUCUUGAUUGGAGUUUGGGUGAGAGCUAGAGAACGUGUUGAGAGGGCGUUUUCGGAGUUUUUUGAUUGGUGGCCGUUUUGGCGGCAGGAGAAAUGGUUGGCGAAGUUGAUUUCAGAAGCUGAUUUGAAUAGGCAGGAUGCUGAUAAGCAGACUGCUCUGUUUGUUGAACUCAAUAAGCACAGUCCCGAGUCUGUGAUAAAGAGAUUUGAAGAAAGGGAUCGAGCUGUGGACAGCAGAGGAGUCGCAGAAUAUCUUCGAGCACUAGUGGUCACUAAUGCUAUUGCAGAAUAUCUUCCUGAUGAGGAAUCUGGAAAACCUUCUGGUCUUCCUACCUUGCUGCAAGAGUUGAAACAACGGGCAUCAGGUAACACAGAUGAGACUUUUCUUAACCCUGGAAUAUCUGAGAAGCAGCCGUUGCAUGUGGUUAUGGUUGAUCAAAAGGUAUCAAACAAAUCACGUUUUGCACAAGAGAUUAUCUCAGCUAUUUUGUUUACUGUAGCUGUUGGAUUGGUCUGGUUUAUCGGUGCUACUGCACUUCAAAAAUACAUUGGAAGCUUGGGUGGGAUUGGUUCUUCAGGUGUUGGUUCAAGUUCUUCCUAUACCCCCAAGGAGUUAAACAAGGAAGUAAUGCCAGAAAAGAAUGUAAAAACUUUUAAGGAUGUGAAGGGUUGUGAUGAUGCAAAGCAAGAACUUGAGGAAGUUGUGGAGUACCUAAAAAAUCCAGCUAAAUUUACACGCCUUGGAGGAAAGUUGCCAAAGGGGAUUCUUCUGACAGGGGCACCUGGAACUGGAAAAACUCUGCUAGCCAAGGCUAUUGCUGGAGAAGCAGGGGUUCCAUUUUUCUACCGUGCAGGGUCAGAAUUUGAGGAGAUGUUUGUUGGAGUUGGUGCUCGACGUGUGAGGUCCUUAUUUCAAGCAGCCAAAAAGAAGGCUCCUUGCAUUAUUUUCAUUGAUGAAAUUGAUGCUGUUGGAUCAACCAGGAAACAAUGGGAGGGCCACACCAAGAAAACAUUGCACCAACUACUCGUUGAAAUGGAUGGGUUUGAGCAGAAUGAGGGAAUAAUAUUAAUGGCUGCAACAAACCUACCUGAUAUUCUUGAUCCAGCUUUAACGAGGCCUGGUAGAUUUGAUCGACAUAUUGUUGUACCGAAUCCAGAUGUACGUGGUCGGCAAGAAAUAUUGGAACUCUACCUGCAAGAUAAACCUACAGCCGAGAAUGUUGAUAUUAAAGCAAUAGCUCGUGGUACCCCAGGAUUCAAUGGGGCAGAUCUUGCAAACCUGGUGAACAUUGCUGCCAUUAAAGCUGCGGUUGAAGGUGCAGAGAAAUUAACAGCUUCACAGUUGGAGUUUGCAAAAGACAGAAUAAUUAUGGGUACAGAGCGGAAAACAAUGUUCAUAUCCGACGAGUCAAAAAAGCUGACUGCUUAUCAUGAGAGCGGCCAUGCAAUUGUUGCCCUUAACACCGACGGUGCACAUCCAAUUCACAAGGCAACGAUAAUGCCCCGUGGAUCUGCUUUAGGAAUGGUUACUCAGCUUCCCUCAAAUGAUGAAACGUCAAUAAGUAAGAAGCAGUUGUUAGCUCGUCUUGAUGUUUGUAUGGGAGGAAGAGUUGCAGAAGAGCUUAUCUUUGGUCGUGAUAAUGUCACAACUGGAGCAAGUAGUGAUCUUCAAUCUGCUACCGAGCUUGCCCAAUACAUGGUUUCAAGUUGUGGGAUGAGUGAUACAAUCGGACCAAUUCAUAUAAAGGAGAGACCAAGUUCUGAAAUGCAGUCACGUAUUGAUGCAGAGGUUGUUAAACUCCUUAGAGAUGCAUAUGAUCGUGUGAAAGCUCUUCUGAAUAAGCAUGAGAAGGCAUUACAUGUGCUGGCAAAUGCAUUAUUAGAGUGCGAGACACUUAAUUCAGAAGAAAUCAGACGAUUACUUCUCCCAUAUCGAGAAGGAAGACUGCCAGAACAACAGGAACAAGAAGAAGCAGAAGGAGAUCUUGUAUUGGUCUAA